Messenger RNA from Phascolarctos cinereus (koala), 4637 nucleotides. It is a transcript of the gene TXLNB, whose product is annotated as taxilin beta. Lineage: Eukaryota; Metazoa; Chordata; Mammalia; Diprotodontia; Phascolarctidae. Gene Ontology annotation, molecular function: syntaxin binding. The record is from RefSeq and is a predicted model, not a curated record.
GUGUGUCCAUGUGUCUCUCUCUUUCCCUCUCUCUCUCUCUCCAGCAGGAACAGGGGUGAGUGUACUGCUCUGGUUCCUGCCCUGACUUAUGCUGGUUCGUUUGGGUUUUUUUUGUUUUGUUUUGUUUUGUUUUUUAACUACCUCCUUCCUCUGGCUCUCUCUUCCUCUCUUUUCUUAGUUCCUCGCCUACUGAUACUAGACCAAGCAUGGAGAGUAACCAGCACACAGAUCUGUCUGCCGAACAACAGCCACCCCCUUCUGCAGAGAGCAACACUUUGUUGUUACCUCAUCAGAAUGGCCUGGACAAACAAACAGAGCAGAAUCCAGAGCCCAAGUCUCAGAUACCUGAGAAAGAAGCAAGUGCUGACCCUGAAAACAUGGGGAGUGAUAUUUCCGAAGAGCUCAAUCGGCAGCUGGAAGACAUUAUAAAGACCUAUGGGUCUGCCUCCAGCCUCGUGGGGAAAGAGAGCAGUAUGAGAGAUAAGGAGAAGUCUGAGAAGGCAGAAUCCUUCAACCAUGAGGAAGGGGAAUAUGAAGAUGCAAAUGAUGACAGCGAAAAAGAACCAAUAGCUGCUGGAGAAGCCCCCAUAUCUGCAGUCAGGGAGCCUUUCAGCAACAAGGAACAAAAACUGGAAAAGAAAAUCCUAAAAGGACUAGGCAAAGAAGCUACUCUGCUGAUGCAAAAUCUGAACAGACUGCCAACAGCUGAGGAAAAACUUGAAGUUUUAUUUAAGAAGUACGCUGAAUUGCUGGAAGAGCACCGGGCUGAGCAGAGGCAGCUAAAGCACCUGCAGAAGAGACAGGCCCAGAUCAUCAAGGAGAAGGACCAGUUGCAGAGUGAGCACAGCAAAGCCAUCCUGGCCCGGAGUAAGCUGGAAAGUCUGUGCCGCGAGCUUCAGAGGCAUAAUAAAACUCUCAAGGAGGAAACUCUCCAGAGGGCACGUGAGGAAGAUGAGAAAAGGAAAGAGAUCACAAGUCAUUUUCAGGGCACACUGAGUGACAUCCAGGCUCAGAUUGAGCAACAGAGUGAAAGAAACAUGACACUAUGCCAAGAGAACACAGAGCUAGCAGAGAAAUUGAAAAGCAUCAUUGAUCAGUAUGAACUCAGAGAAGAGCAUCUGGAUAAAAUAUUUAAGCACCGGGAACUCCAACAGAAGCUGGUAGAUGCGAAACUUGAACAAGCCCAAGAAAUGAUGAAGGAAGCAGAAGAGCGACACCAGCGAGAAAAGGAAUAUUUACUGAACCAAGCAGCUGAGUGGAAGCUUCAGACUAAGAUGCUGAAAGAACAAGAGACAGUCCUGCAGGCCCAGCUUACUCUCUACUCUGAGAGGUUUGAAGAGUUCCAGAAUACGCUGACAAAAAGCAAUGAGGUAUUUGCCACUUUCAAGCAGGAAAUGGAUAAAACAACGAAGAAAAUGAAAAAGCUGGAAAAGGAUACAGCCACGUGGAAAUCGAGAUUUGAAAACUGUAACAAAGCACUCCUGGACAUGAUUGAAGAGAAAGCAGUGAGGACUAAAGAAUAUGAGUGCUUUGUGAUGAAAAUUGGAAGGCUAGAAAACCUCUGUAGAGCUCUGCACGAGGAGAGGAAUGAGCUAUACAAAAAAAUUAAAGAGGCCAAAAUCCCUGAAAAAGAAGAAAAUAAAAACACCUCAGAAGAAGAGUCUGACACAAAUACCCCAGUUGAUGGAACAGCUGAUGGACAGCUCUGGCCUCUGUCAUAGGGUGUCAAGACACUCUGACCUGAUGAACAUGAAGGAUUGAAGUAAGAAAAGGAAUUUCAGAGAUGGGAACAUGGGUAGAUCUUGCUCUUUUCUGUUGCAUUGUUUCAAAUCUUUUGCUGUAAUCAGAAGGCAUAUUUUGAUUCUUCUAAUCCCUUGGUCUAGCCUCAUAUAUGUCUAUUACAUUCUUUUUCAUAGACAUCCAAAUCUGCUUUUUAACAUUACCUGUCUUCUUUACUUUCCCAACAAAAAAGGGAGGUAAGAGAAAGAUAAAAGAAGGGACAAUAUUCUGCUUGGGAUAAAUGUUAUGGUGAUACUAGAUGAUGGAGAGAAAGUAGAAAUACUCAACUCUUCUUUUGCUUCUGUUUUCUCUGCCAAGAAGAAUUAUCUUCAAACUGUAAAUUUAGAAUAAAAAUUGUCAAAAGGAAAAACCCAAGGUAAGUUCAAAGGGAAAGCUCAUAGUAAGUGAGGAGGCAAUUAAAGAGCACCUAGUAGCUUUCAAGAGACCACGGGAUGAUAGUACUGUUGACCUGGAACCCAUUAAAUGAUUGGUCCCAAAGAAUGGUAAUGAGCAGAUUAAUGUCAUAUUGGAAAUAAGCCUCCAGUGGAUUUCUCUUUGGUCCUAUUCUGUUCAACAUUCUUAUCAAUAACUUUGAUGAAGAAUAGAUGGUAUGCUUCCCAAAUUUAUGGAUGAAUGAGAUUUUGAAGGAUAACUAACACAUUGAACAAUAGAUUCAGGAUUCAAAAAGCUAUCGAUAGGUUAGAAUGAUGGGUUAAGCUUAAUAACAUGACAUUUAAUAAAAAUAACUGUAUAGUCCUAUAGUUGGGACCAAAAAAAUCAAUGGCUAAGAAUGAGGCAGAUGUGGCUAGACUACAGUUCAUAUGCAACUUUAAGCUGUUCAGAAUAAGAGAGAUUAUACUCCCUCUAUAUUCUGCUCUGGUCAUACUAGAUCUUGGGCAAUAUUCAGUUCUAUGGAAUAUAUUUUAGGAAAAACAUUAAUAACCUGAGCCUUAGUUCCCUUAUUUGUAAAAUGGAAGCACUGAAACAGAUAAUUUCUAAGGUUUCUUUCAGCCCCCUCUAAAUAUACUACUCUAUAAUCAUACUAUGCUGGAGUAUAUCCAGAGGAAAGCAGCCAUAGAGAAGAGACCUGAAACUAUGCCACAUAAUUAUCAGUUGAUUAAAAUUAGGGAUAUUUAGCCUAAUUUCAAUAUGUGGAACUGUGAGGGUAGGGAAGGGUAGCAGUCAUCUUCAAGAAUUUUAAGGGUUGUCAUUUGAAAGAAGAAUUAGACUUGUUUUAUUUAGACCCAGAGGGCAAAAUUAAGAGUGAGUAGAAUUGUUAGAGAGGCAAAUUUUAUCUCAAGGUAAAGAAAAACUUUCUAACAAUGAGGACUGCCUAAAAAUGAAAUAGCCUGCCUCAACUGUUAGUGUGCUCCCCAUGCAGCCAACACUCAGAGGCUGGAUGACGAAAAGACAUAUAUGUAUUGGACUAUAAGACUCUAGGAUUUUUCCAACUCUGACACUAUAUCCUGAAACAUCUACUGCUUCUUCUUAAAUUCUAUCCUUUGCAGCAGGAAAUUAGACUGAGCUCUCAUCACAGUAAACAUUAAGUGAAAACUAUUUUUAUUCUAAAUUGGAUAUUCAUACAGAGCUUUAGUAAAAGAGAAGACUCUGUGCCAAGUCAGUAGAGCCUCUCCCCCAAAGAAUUCUCUACUAGCCAAAAGAACAACAGAAAACACAGGGUUGUGUCCAAAAUUCUUGGGGAAAGGGGUAAGAACUCAGGAGAAAAGCCAGGAGGCUGUUUCACGUAAACCAAAUAAAACUUUGGAUCCUCUUUAUUUCAUUGUCAUCAGCUGCCCUACUUAGGGCAAGAACAGUUCACAAUUUUUAAAACAUGAUCCACUAUUUCCACUUAAAGGACACCCACAUGUAGGGGGGGAAAGACUGUAUUCUCUUCCAUCAACUCAGUAAAUAGCUAUUCAUCCUCAUAAAUGAUUAGAUGCAAUAUCAAUUCAAUUCAGCAAGCACUUUCAAGUACCUACCACAUUUAAGGCACUGUGCUGGGGGGUGGGGAUACAAAAAGAAAAGAGAAACAGUUCCUGGUCUCAAAGAGCUUAUGUGUACAUGGCAGCACUCUUCAACAGGACUGGUAAGUUCUGCAUGAAAUGUGUCCUAAAUAGACAAUGAAGAUACUGACUGGUGUAAGUGCUAUACUCAAAAACGAUCAGGGAAAAUCAUGUUACUAUUUGGGAAUAGUUAUGUUUUGAGGGCUUAAGUUGUUAUGACAACAAUAGAGUCACCAGCCAGAUUCAAAACGUUACUGCCAAUUUAGGGAUUUUGAUUGUUCCAAUAACUCAGAGCAGAGUAUUCAAUUUAACAGUUCAGGACGAGCUCAGUUCCAACAGUUUAUAGAUUCAGAAUUCCCAAAUACUGGAGGAAAUGACAUAAACAUGAUAAAGUUAUAAUCUAAGUGAAUAGGAAGAACAGGAGGCAGGAAGGAAGCCAAAAUCCAGAUAAUGGAAUAUUAUCACUCCAAAAGUUCAUUUGACUUCAUCCAAGAGGGAUUUGUCAACUUAAAGUUUUAUCAACACAUUAUUUCAUUAACAUCUAAGUAAUAGGCAAGAGUUUCACAUAAUGUUAAGUUCCUUGGUAUUUACAGAGCAUGAUAUAGUCUUUGGAAGGAUUAUUUUCAUAUUCAAAGCAUGUUUUAUUACAGUUGUUUGUGUUGGAGUUUGGCCUUGAUAAUUAUAACAAUAACUCUCAAGAGCUGAAAGAAGAAGGAAUUUAUAUUCUUUUAUAAAGUUCAUUUAAUUAUGUCUACAGACACCAAGUCUAUGUUGGAGCAGAAAUGCAGCUGUUGGAGUUUUCUAAAUUAAAUUACUAUAAUUUAUGUAUCUAUUAAAAGUUAAUCCCCUCCCUGA